This is a messenger RNA of Mytilus californianus (California mussel), 2576 nucleotides long. RefSeq names its product tropomyosin alpha-3 chain-like. The transcript has 11 exons. The record is from RefSeq and is a predicted model, not a curated record. The coding region runs from base 46 to 1371 and encodes 441 amino acids. NCBI's taxonomy places the organism in Eukaryota, Metazoa, Mollusca, Bivalvia, Mytilida, Mytilidae.
GGAAUAGAGACGGAAGAUAAGAGAUAAACAGUUGAAAUAAGGAUCAUGGCUACUCAGGAAAAGGUAGAGAGCAUGGAAAACUAUUUUAUAGAAGAGAUGCGGGGCCUCAAUAAAAGAGCAGUGAAUUACAUUUUGACGGAAAGUGUAAAAAAACAAGAAAAUAUUCAAUCACAAGUUGUACAAGUGAAGUCACAGAUUACAAAACAGCUAAUAGAGUACAAAGAAGAAGUAAGCGAAAGAUUGGAACAGGCUGGAAAAAGAGAAGAAAUGACCGUACAGCUUCAUGCAGAGAUAGCCUUUUGGAAAGAAAGGGCAAAUACUUUGGAUGCUAACAACAGAAAAAUUUUCGAAUCAGAUCAGGACAUGCGGAGUGAAAACGCAAAAUUGGAAAGGGAACUAAAAGUAACCAGAACAAAUUAUGAGCGAAGUAUCGACAAAUUAAAAUCAGCUGAAGAGAAAAUCGAAGAACUUUCAACGAUCAAAAAAGAAAAUUUCACAUCCAUUGAAGUAAUGAAAAAGGAUCUCCACUAUAAAUUCAAUGAAAUAAGGCGGCUACAAGCAGUUCAACAAGAAUUUACUAAAGAACAGCUUAUUUCUGUAUCAGUGGGAGACAUUUGCAGAGCAAUAUCAAGUCUACAAGACACAUUUCGUUCUAGGAUAAAAAAAGCAACGGCGAGCUUGGUGGAAAUAUUUCAAGAAGAGACUUCGAAAUUUGAAAAAACAGAGAGAGCUCAGUAUGAGCAAUUUAUUCAGCAAUCCACGGAAAAAUUCACCAAAGAGCUUGACUUGAUACGUAAAGACGCUGCUAGCGAUAUUUUGUCUGAACAGACAAAAUAUGAAGCAAUGCUGCAGUCAAUGAGAGAACAGCACGAAUUAGAUAUCAAAACCAAAAUAGAUAAUCAUAGCAGAGACAUCAAAGUACUUAUGGAGCAUCACUCUUCGAAUAUGACAAAAAAAUCUGAAAGAAUUAGAGAACUGGUAGAGGAGAAACGAACGCUGACCGAAACUAUUCAACGGUUUGAAAGUGAACUCAAUCUUGCAAAGAAACAGACUAUGAAAAUUAUUGUUCGAUUGUCAGACAUUGAAGAUGUUGAUGAAGUGCGUUUCCACCUUGAUCUUUACAGAAAAUGCAUUACCAUUUUGGAAAACUUAGAUGGAAAAGGUGACAUAACAAUUACUGCUAAGGAAAUUGAGGUCCUUUGGAGAAAAGUAAUGGAGUGGCAGGAAGAAGAUAUUCCGGACAGUAUCAAGGAAGUGCUAGACGAGUUUACAGAGAAGUUAUCAAUACAUAGAUCACAUCUGCAUUUUGAAGACAACAAUGACAAAACUUUCCAAAAGUCUGAGAAGACAGAAGGAGAGACCUUAAUUUAGUUUGGUGAAUUUCUAGAAGAAACUGUUUUCAUAGACGUUGAAAUCUGUUAUUGGUGUGUUUGAUAUUAUAAAGAUAAUACAUAUUGAAUAGUUGCAGUGUAAAGCUUAUGAUGUGAUACAAUAUAAUAUGGUGUAAUAUAAUAUAAUAUAAUAUAAUAUAAUAUAAUAUAAUAUAAUAUAAUAUAAUAUAAUAUAAUAUAAUAUAAUAUAAUAUAAUAUAAUAUAAUAUAAUAUAAUAUAAUAUAAUAUAAUAUAAUAUAAUAUAAUAUAAUAUAAUAUAAUAUAAUAUAAUAUAAUGUACAAGUAUAGUAUAGUAUACAAUAUAGUAUAAUAUAAUAUCAUUUAUACUGCACUCGGUAUAUUUGAGCAGAAUGAACUAGAAUUAUGUUUUAUGCUUAUUGUUGAUAUGUUGUACAUACUCAAACGAAUUCGUUCACCAUCGAUUGGUGUCAUUGAAACCAGGUAAUGUACAUUUUUGUGUUAUAUAUUUCUCCAGCAGAUGUGGAGGUUCUUUAAAAGGUCUUUUUUCGAAUAUUUAAAUCAACAUAAUGACAAUACAACAAUAAACUAUAAUUGAACAUUUUUUGUUCUAGAUUGCAGUAUAAAGACAAUGAUCGUGUAUUGACUUGACAUAUCAACGAUAUAAGGAUUCGGCUCGGAACGGGGAAAAAGCUCGGCGGAGCCUAAUAUUUCCCCGUUUCUAAACCUCAUCCUUAUAUCGUUGAUAUGUCAAGUCAAUACACAAUUAUUGUCUAUAUUAUAUUAUAGUAUAAGAUAAUAUAUUAUAUAACUAAAUAUAGAAUGCAUUGCUUGUGAAGUCCAGAACUUGCAAUCUUUUCCACAUGCCGUUUUGCCACGACUUUUGCUAGAGAACCUGAUGCUAAAUUAAUCUGUGUACUUUGUUGUGGUUUGUGAAAUAUACUAUACAUCAAUUGAAGAAUAAUCAGGAUGUUAAGUUGUUAAUUUCAAUGAUAUUUAAAUUCAAGCUUAAAGGUAGAAUUAUAUAUAUUUACUGACAUCAAAGCUUUUAGAUUAAGAAACAAAAAAAUAGUUCACUUUAUGACGAUGUGCAGCUGUCUUAUUUUAGACAAAAUAGUUGAAUAAUUGGUUAUUUAAGAAGACUAAUAUUUGCUCCAUAUACAAUGCUAUUUAAUACUUUAUUUGUGAACGUUGGUUUUCUUUUGUAUUAAAUGUUUUGAAAAUGA